AUGAAGUCUUGGUUACCCAUUCCUGCGCGAUCACAUUUCUCACUUCGCAACAUCCCGUUUGGUGUGAUCUCCACCAAAGAUAAUCAGUUACACCGUCCGGCUGUCGCCAUUGGGGACCAUAUUCUUGAUCUCGACGCAUUUGCUACAGGCGGUGGGUUUCAUCAUGCCUCAAGCAUCCUGCCAGAGCACCUAAAGGUGUUUUCACAACCGACCCUUAACUCUUUUGCGGAACUCGGAAGGCCAAUCCACCGUCUUGUCCGGUCAUAUUUGCAGGAGGUUUUCCAGGAGAACACACCUCAUCCAGAUGUUCUCAAGGAAAACGAGGCACUGCGGAAAGCUGCUUUGCGACCUGCAUCUGAAGUAUCUUUGCAUCUUCCACUCUCCAUCGGAGAUUAUACCGACUUCUUUGCUGGACGCAAUCAUGCGCAUAACGUCGGAACCUUGUUCAGAGGACCAGCAAAUGCGCUUAACCCUAACUAUAACCACCUCCCCGUCGCAUACCAUGGUCGUGCAAGUUCCGUUGUAGUCUCUGGGACACCGCUCCGAAGACCAUGGGGCCAAGCUUUGCCGGCACCCGGUGCAACGGAGCCGGUUUUCCGUCCAUGCGCCCGUCUUGACAUUGAACUAGAGAUGGGAAUGUUUGUUUCCCGGCCUAACAGUCUUGGGAGCCCAAUUCCCAUUAAAGAUGCCGAGGAGUACAUUUUUGGUUAUGUCUUGAUGAACGACUGGAGCGCCAGAGACAUUCAACAGUGGGAAUACGUACCGCUUGGGCCUUUCAACGCCAAGAAUUUCGGCACAACCAUUAGCCCCUGGGUUGUGCUUGCGGACGCACUGGAGCCUUUCCGAACACAAGGGCUUGAGAACGACACCCCGCUGCAGAGCUACCUUCGGGAGGAGAGGCCUGAUAAAGUUUUUGAUAUCAAGCUACAAGUUUCACUUUCUGCUUCAGGAGAUGAAGAAACAGUACUUACAAACACGUCUUCCAAGAACCUCCUGUGGUCGUGGCCACAAAUGGUAGCCCACCACUCAAUCUCUGGGUGUAACCUUCGCGCUGGAGAUCUUCUUGGAUCAGGAACAAUCUCCGGCUUCGAGCCAGGGACACAAGGCAGCCUACUAGAACAGUCACAAGGUGGAAAAGUGCCUAUCAAACUAAAUGGAGGCAAAGAACGAAAGUUCCUCGAAGAUGGUGACACAGUGAUCAUUCGAGGUUGGGCUGGCAAGCAAGACGGUGAAAUAGUAGGAUUUGGAGAGUGCUCUGGUCAGAUUCUUCCAUCUGUACCCUUGUGA
Colletotrichum truncatum is the source of this 1287-nucleotide messenger RNA. RefSeq names its product fumarylacetoacetase. Gene Ontology annotation, molecular function: fumarylacetoacetase activity. NCBI's taxonomy places the organism in Eukaryota, Fungi, Ascomycota, Sordariomycetes, Glomerellales, Glomerellaceae. The record is from RefSeq and is a predicted model, not a curated record. Gene Ontology annotation, biological process: L-phenylalanine catabolic process; L-tyrosine catabolic process; homogentisate catabolic process.